GUAUUUCUUUGGAGGUUAGAAGAAUUGGAAGUGGGAGAUGUAUUUUUCUAAAUAUUUUGCGACCCAGAUGUUUGUGGUCUGACGGAACACUUUCUGGGACAAAACUUCUAGCGUUAGAGAGUGAGAGAGUCAGGAAGAUACUGAUCAGAUGAACAAAUAACUAUUAAAAAAUAUACAUUCAUUUUCCUAAUGUUGACAGUUGCUAAAUGCAUAUUUUUCUAAAUUAUCCCGUGAUUUCUAACAGAGUAAGGAUCCAGGAUCAGGGCAGGCAGGGGACCUGGACGUGCAGCCAAGCCCACCAAGGAUGCACUGAGCUGGGGAACAUCUGCUGAGGCCUCCCCCUAGCACUGCCAUGUGUGUACUAGGUUAUCAGCCGGUUCUGGCACCGUGGCAUCAGAGCCAAAUCGAAGCUCCUGCGGUGGAUGAAUGGUUUCGGCGCUCGGAGGAGACAUGGGACGCUGCCCAUGUGCACCUGCAACGGGCCAUCAGACGGCAGAAGGCGAGCACCGACCGCCACCGCAGUGAGGCCCCGGUGUUCGCGCGGGGGGACCGGGUCUGGCUCUCGACCCGAAACCUGUCCCUCCGCCUGCCCUGCUGGAAGCUGGGUCCGCGGUUUGUGGGGCCAUUUAAAGUCCUGAGGAGACUGAACGAGGCAUCUGACCCUUCACCCCCAAGCCCCGCCCCUCUGGGCUCCCAGGUCCACGCAGCCGCCGUCAACGGAGACCGGAGCGUCCUCCUCAGACUCAUCACAGUGGAUCCCUCCCUGCGUGACCGUGAGGACCAGUUUGGGCGUACCCCACUGAUGUACUGUGUCCUGGCUGACCGUCUGGACUGUGCUGAGACACUGCUGAAGGCGGGAGCCUCUGUUAACAAGACUGACCAUAGCCAACGUACUGCUCUGCACCUGGCAGCACAGAAGGGGAACGUGCGGUUUCUGAAGCUGCUCCUGUCUCGUCGUGCUGAUUGGCUGCAGAAGGAUCUAGAGGAGGUAACACCCCUCCACCUGGCGACCCGUCACCCCUCCCCCAAACCCCUGGCCUUGCUGCUCAAACACAUAGGACCUGGAGAGGUGGAUACACAGGACAAGAACAAGCAGACUGCGCUCCACUGGUCAGCGUUCUAUAACAGGCCAGAGCACGUCAGACUGCUCAUCAAAAACGACUCCAACAUUGGCAUCCCAGACAGCGAGGGCAAGAUCCCCCUACACUGGGCUGCACACAGCCAGGAGUACACCGCUAUACACACCGUCCGCUGCAUACUGGAGGCAGCUCCUACCGAGUCUCUGUUAAACUGGCAGGACUAUGAGGGGCGCACGCCUUUGCACUUUGCUGUCGCCGACGGCAACGAGGCAGUGGUGGAGGUGCUGACAUCGUAUGAAGGCUGCAGUGUCACGGCGUACGACAACCUGUUCAGAACCCCGCUGCACUGGGCUGCACUGCUGGGACAUGCCAAGAUAGUGCACUUGUUGUUGGAGAGGAACACGUCAGGCACCAUCCCCUCAGACAGCCAUGGGGCCACACCUCUACACUAUGGAGCUCAGAGCAACUACGCUGAGACGGUGGGUGUGUUUCUGUCCCACCCCUCUGUGAAAGACGAGCCAGAUCUGGAGGGCCGCACAGCGUUCAUGUGGGCUGCUGGCAAAGGAAGCGAUGAUGUCAUACGCACCAUGCUGACACUCACGCCUCACAUCGACAUCAACAUGGCCGACAAGUACGGAGGCACUGCGCUGCACGCGGCCUCUCUGUCAGGUCAUGUGAGUACAGUGAGGUUGCUGUUGGAGAGAGGAGCCAUAGUGGACAGUCUAGACGUGAUGAAACACACGCCUCUGUUCAGAGCCUGUGAGAUGGGACACCGCCACAUCAUCCUCACACUUAUCAAAGGCUCUGCUCGUGUCCACCUGGUGGAUCUAGAUGGACACACUGCUCUGCACUGGGCAGCUCUGGGGGGGAACGCUGAAGUCUGCCAGUUGCUGAUGGAGAAUGGGAUCAGUCCUAACGUCCAGGACCAGGCAGGCAGGACUCCUCUCCAGUGUGCUGCUUAUGGAGGGUACAUCACCUGUAUGGCUGUACUACUCAUGGAGAACAACGCCGACCCUAAUAUACAGGACAAAGAGGGCAGGACAGCUCUCCACUGGUCGUGUAACAAUGGCUAUCUGGAUGCUGUGAAGCUGCUGCUGAACUCUAAUGCCUUCCCCAACCACAUGGAACACAACGAGGAGAGGUACACCCCCCUGGACUACGCUCUCCUAGGGGAACACAGUGAGGUGACUCAGUACAUGUUGGAGCAUGGAGCUCUGUCUAUAGCAGCCAUCCAGGACAUCGCUGCUGCUUCCAUCCAGGCCCUGUAUAAAGGAUACACCGUCCGCAAGGCCUUCACCGAGAGGAAACAACUACUGAUGAGACACGAACAGCUACGCAAGGACGCAGCCAAGAAACGCGAGGAGGAGCAGCGGAGACGGGAGGCGGAGCAGCAAAUCUCAUUGGCCAGAACAGAGAAACAGAGGAUGUUAUUGGCCCGCGCUGAGCAGGAGCAGCUGUCAUUGGCUGAGACUAUGAAGGAACUGUCAGUGUAUGAGAGAGAGGCAGGGGGCGGGGCUAAUACAGCCUCCAAAGCAGAACAGAUCAAUAGCAAAGAGGAGACACGGAAACAUAGAGCACAUAGAAGCAGACCCUUCAGGAGAGGGAAGGAGGCGCAGCCAGCCAAAGACCCUGACCCCGUGGUGACCCCUCACCCCUCAGUGACCUCUGACCCCAUGCCCCCUGCCCAGGGGUCUAGGGUCAGGGAGCGUCUCUCUCCUGCAGGCUGCAGCCGACCCCCCAGCCCAAAACACAGACCCCCCACCACACCCAGGACCAAGAGACUCACCUCUGCAAACACACACACUUCUUCCAACACACACACUCCCUGCAACACACACACUCCCUGCAACACACACACUCCCUGCAACACACACACUCCCUGCAACACACACACUCCCUGCAACACACACACUCCCUGCAACACACACACUCCUUCCAAAACACACACUCCUUCCAAAACACACACUCCCUCCAACACACACACUCCUUCCAACACACACACUCCCUCCAACACACACACUCCCUCCAACACACACACUCCCUCCAACACACACACUCCUUCCAACACACACACUCCUUCCAAAACACACACUCCUUCCCACACACACACUCCAUCCAACACACACACAUCUACUCGCCCCACCAUGGAUCAAGAAGCCCCCAGCACCAGGGAACGCACCCCUAGAAGCAAGAGAGAUACACACACCAACACACCCAACCCCAGACACAGAACACGCCCUGCCACAGACCAUACCACCUCCUCCAGCAAGAACCACACUAAAGCCUCCACACAGUCACACCGCCCCAGCAGCAAGCCCAGGGAGGGGGACAGAGACCAGGCUGCCUGCACUAUCCAACGAGCCUGGAGGAGGUUCCAUGUGCGAGGCAGAUUGAGGGAGGCUUUUGGUGCUGGGAAAGGAGUGGAGCCACCUGAGGUCGCCUCCCUCCUGAUCCAGCUGCUCUGGGAUAGGGCGGCUUUCCCUGGUCACACCCCUAUUAGGACCAAGCCUGAGGCCAGAGUUCCACCCACCAAGACAGCAGCCAAGAGCUCAGUGCUGAAAAGCAUCUAUGGAGGUUCUGUGGCCCGAAGGGGGCGCUCUCUCGGGGGUUCUCAGUCUCAGAUACUGCUGGACUUGUCACUACGCACACACAGCCAGCUGAGCAGUGUGGAGUGUGUGCACCUGUGUGAUGCAGUGGGGCAGGCCAGCCAGUACUCCUACCACCUCAGACCCCACAGCGCUGGACAGGGCCGGGGGAAACACUGAUGACCACACACACACCCUGCAUGUGUCCUUCGUGGCUCAGUUGGUAGAGCAUGGUGCUUCUGAUGCUUGGGUACUGGGUUUGAUUCCCAGGACCAGCCAUAUGUAAAAUGUAUGCACGCGUGACUGAGUUGCUUUGGAUAAAAGCAUCUGUUAACACACAUAUGUUUGUAUGCCAUUUAUCUUGAAAUUACUUACCCAACUGCCUUAUCAUGGUGGAGUUAUUGGCCAGAUUGUAAACAGAGCAUCUAUAUACUGACAAGAGGGGGGCCCCCAAUGGUGUGACUACAGGAAUAUGUUUCUGCAGAGGAGGUGGGAACUCUUGCGCCAAUGAGGGCAGAUUUGCAUGUGAACAACUCUGAUAUAACUGACUUCUCAGAGAUGCCAUGUGUGUCCACUUAUCAGUACACUUGUAAUAACCUAAAUAUUACAAAAUGUAUAUUAUGUCAAAUAAGCCUCACUCAUCAAUUCAACACUCAUUGACCACCAUAUAAAAAAAUCCCCACUUGGUCUGUGUCAUGCUGUAUUUUCAGGCAGUUAUGCCUCUUCCUCUCAGAUUGUACUCUCUUUCUGUGCCCAGUAUUAACCAUGGAGUUCUUGGCCUGAUUGUCCUCUCUUCCUGUGUCCAGUAGUAUAAACAAAGUUAUGAGACGUCACAGUCAUGACCUCACAGGGCGGAGUUAAGUCAACCGACAUGGUAUGUGUGCAAGAUAAUUUCAACCAUACAGAAAAUGAACACACACAGAGAUAACCUUUCCUCCCAUGUGGAGAAUGAGGCAGUCUGUCAACAGCCGGUCAUACAGCCAGCCCACCUGCAGACGCUGACACACACGCCUGCUUGCAGACACACACUCUUCCCGUCAGCCAUAACACUUGUACUAGGUUGUAGUCAACUCUACCUCAGUAUCUACCUGAGCAGGUUCCCACAGGCAUGCAUGCCCCUCCCACUUUCCCCCUCAGCCAUAAUAGUAGGUACACAGAUGUACACAAGGUCAUUUAGGUCCAGAGGGUACAGGUGUACCUGUGCUUUCUCUGUAGAAGGACUCUGUGGAGGGGGGUAUAUUUAUGCAUUUUAUACACACUCCGUUACUCUUUAAUUGUAUAUUAUACAUCACUUCCUGCCUUAGAGAUAGUUGACUUAAAAAGUUAGCCAGAUGUUUGUGGCACCUCAUCAAGGGGAACUGUCACUUUAAAGCUAGAAACUGUGUUUCAGUGUCGAUGCUGUUCACUCUGAUGCACUACUGUUGAAACAAUCAGAUGUCAAGGCUUUACAUUUAUGAUUGAAUACCAGCCUCAAUGUUAAUGUCCAUGUUGUUUUUCUACCUUUUUAGAAAACCUCUCAAAUAAAUACAUUGAUAAGUU
Messenger RNA from Salmo salar (Atlantic salmon), 5203 nucleotides. The record is from RefSeq and is a predicted model, not a curated record. Lineage: Eukaryota; Metazoa; Chordata; Actinopteri; Salmoniformes; Salmonidae.